Trichoderma gamsii is the source of this 189-nucleotide messenger RNA. RefSeq lists its product as hypothetical. The coding region runs from base 1 to 189 and encodes 62 amino acids. Lineage: Eukaryota; Fungi; Ascomycota; Sordariomycetes; Hypocreales; Hypocreaceae. The record is from RefSeq and is a predicted model, not a curated record. The transcript has 2 exons.
AUGAGAGGCUGCGGCAGAAAGGUUUCUUUAGGCUAUCAGAUGAACGAAGCGAACUGCGCUUUAGACCAGUGCACAUUUGUUACUACCUACAUGCAUAACAUGAACUCAGUUACAAAGAAAGUGAUAUUGCAGCUUGCACAAUUGAACUAUUCCAGAUUUUCCCUGCUACUUCCACGGAUUGUGCAUUAG